Messenger RNA from Erigeron canadensis, 1478 nucleotides. RefSeq names its product metal tolerance protein 4-like. Gene Ontology annotation, biological process: monoatomic cation transport; transmembrane transport. Bases 53 to 1258 code for a protein of 401 amino acids. Gene Ontology annotation, cellular component: membrane. NCBI's taxonomy places the organism in Eukaryota, Viridiplantae, Streptophyta, Magnoliopsida, Asterales, Asteraceae. The transcript is spliced from 7 exons. The record is from RefSeq and is a predicted model, not a curated record. Gene Ontology annotation, molecular function: manganese ion transmembrane transporter activity.
UAAAAUUUUUCUAUAAAAAAGUUAAUUUGUCGAAAAAAGAGAUAAGAGAAAAAUGGAGGGAGGAACCGAACCGUUGUUAUCUCCGGGGACACCUGUCGCCGGGCGCCGUGGACGGCGUCUGAGUCGGAAAUACUCAGUGAACUCACUGAGAAGCGACUUCUUACUUCGAUUACCAGAUAAAGUCCGUACAACUAUUGAUCUAGAAUCUUUAUCUCCUUCUUCUAAAUCAUCACUUUCCCUGACUCAAGGUGAAAAGGAAUACUAUGAAAAACAGUUUGCGACAUUGAAGUCAUUUGAGGAAGUUGAUGCAAUUGUAUCGUCUGACGGAAUUGAUGAAGAAGAUUUAGAUGAACAGAUGCAACAGGAAAGAGCUAUGAAGAUUUCUAAUUAUGCUAAUAUUUUGUUACUUGCAUUUAAGAUCUUUGCUACAGUAGAAACUGGAUCAAUUGCCAUAGCUGCAUCCACACUUGAUUCGUUACUUGAUCUGAUGGCUGGUGGUAUUCUUUGGUUUACUCACUUGUCUAUGCAACGCGUUAACAUAUACAAGUAUCCUAUUGGUAAACUGAGGGUGCAGCCUGUUGGAAUCAUUAUCUUUGCUGCAAUAAUGGCUACACUUGGUUUUCAGGUACUUAUUCAGGCUGCAGAACAAUUAGUAGAACAUAACCCUCCUGAAAAAAUGUCAUCUCUUCAGUUGUUAUGGUUAUACAUUAUCAUGAUAACCGCAUCAGUUGUUAAACUUGUCUUAUGGGUGUACUGUAAAAGUUCAGGAAAUGAGAUCGUUCGUGCCUAUGCCAAGGAUCAUUACUUUGAUGUAGUAACAAACGUUGUUGGAUUAGUUGCUGCUGUUCUUGGCGAUAAAUUUUACUGGGGGAUUGAUCCUUUCGGCGCUAUUAUUCUUGCUGUAUAUACAAUUAUAAACUGGUCCGGAACUGUUCUGGAAAAUGCUGUUUCAUUAGUUGGUCAAUCUGCACCUCCUGAAGUCCUGCAAAAACUUACUUAUCUUGUUACAAGGCAUCCUGAAGUGAAGCGAGUGGACACAAUCCGGGCAUACACAUUUGGAGUUCUUUACUUUGUGGAGGUCGAUAUUGAGCUCCCAGAAGAUCUUUUAUUAAAAGAAGCUCAUGCAAUUGGAGAAACACUGCAAAUUAAGAUUGAAAAACUUCCUGAGGUUGAACGUGCUUUUGUCCAUCUAGACUUUGAAUGUGACCACAAACCGGAGCACAAUGUUCUGACCAGACUUCCCAACAGUGACCCAUGAGGAUUGAGGAUCUUUUUCGGCUCAUGGGAUGGUUUACAAAGCAAAUGUUUAAUCCAUUUUGGUAAUUAGCUGUUAAUAUACAGAAGUAAUUGUGUUUUGUUGGGCUCUGCUAAAAGGAGUCUCGAAUUUAACAAGAAGAGAAGUGUAAUUGUGUAAACCUCAUUUGUUCAUGUAAAAUUAUCCUUUUCGGUAUAUCAUCAAUAAGUUAACGAUUCUCUUA